GAGGUCCCGGCGCUCGCUUAGGCCCUCCCUCCGUCCCUCCUUCCCUUCCUUCCUCGGAGGCCGGGCCCGGAAGAGGAGGGCCCGGCGCUGGAAAGGAGCCGGCCGCGUCCCGCGUGGAGGCCGCGAGAGGAAGAGGAAGUAAUUAACCAACAAAUUCUUGCUGAAAGAUAGAAGAGUCUACAGAGAUUCCCCUUGAACUAUUGCCAGCGUGGAGCAUUAUCAGCAUUUUUCAAGACCUUCUGUUAAAUAGUAUUGAAAGAUGUCUAUUUGUCAUCUCUUGUUUGUCAACAUUGUUUAGAGGCAAGUUCUUUACGCGCCACUGCUGCCACUGCCUGUUCAGCUUGUAAAGCACGCUGUGAUGGCUGUAUCCCGAAAUUUAAUUCAAAAGAUGCCUUACGGCAAAAUGGUUUCGCGAUGGAGACUUCAAGGAAUAAUAACUUCCAGUUUUAGCCAUAUGUGGUGUCGAAGUAUAGUUUCAGAUUUUUCGGCCAGCAUUUCUACUCCAAACACAAUGGAGGUACUUGGCAAAUCCUAUGUUCUGGAUGACUUCAGCAACACGACAAAGAAGAUUAUUUCCAAAGUGGGGAAGAACCUACACAACCAAAGGCAUCACCCUUUGUGGCUGAUCAAAGAGCGUGUGAAAGAUCAUUUCUACAAGCAAUAUAUUGGACGUUUUGGAACACCUCUGUUUUCAGUAUAUGAUGAUUUUCCUCCAGUGGUCACAGUAGAGCAGAACUUUGAUAGCCUGCUCAUUCCAAAAGACCACCCCAGUCGGCUUAAAGGAGAUAACUACUACAUAAAUCGCUUUCACAUGCUAAGAUCUCACACAUCUGCUCACCAGUGGGACUUGAUACACUCCGGACUUGAUGCCUUUUUGGUAGCAGGAGAUGUUUACCGUUGUGAUCAGAUUGAUAAAACUCACUACCCAGUCUUCCACCAGUUGGAAGGAGUCCGGCUCUUCUCAGACCAUGAGCUGUUCAACAAUGUAAGGGGUGGAGAAGGUUUUUGCUUGUUUGAACAAGGCCUCCGUACUUCACAGAAACAAGAGAUACACACCAUGGAGGCAGUCAAGCUUGUGGAACAUAGCUUGAAAAGGACGCUGACAAAACUGGUGGCCCAUCUCUUUGGUGAUGAGCUUGAGAUUCGAUGGGUGGACUGCUACUUUCCAUUUACGCACCCUUCUUUCGAGAUGGAAAUCAACUACCAAGGCAAAUGGUUGGAGGUCUUGGGUUGUGGAGUCAUGGAACAGCAGCUAGUGAACUCAGCUGGUGCUGAGAACAAAAUUGGCUGGGCUUUUGGCCUGGGGUUGGAGAGGCUGGCCAUGAUCUUAUAUGGCAUCCCUGACAUCCGCCUCUUCUGGAGCAAAGACGAGCGCUUCCUGAAACAAUUUGAGGUGCCUCACAUUGACCAAAAGAUAGAAUUCCAGCCUUUCAGCAAAUGUCCUCCUGUUAUCAACGAUAUCUCUUUUUGGAUACCCUCUGAAAAAUACUGUGAAAAUGCCUUCUACGAGAUCAUUCGGACCAUUGGAGGAGACUUGAUAGAAAACGUUGACCUCAUAGAUGUAUAUGUACACCCAAAGACAAAAAGGGUCAGUCAUUGUUACCAGAUCACUUACCGACACUUGGAAAGGACUUUGACUCAGAAGGAAGUGAGCAGCAUUCAUCGUGCCAUUGAGAAAUCAGUUGUACAAGAACUAGGAGUGGAGGGAAGAUUCUGACAUUGUGGCUUUCAAUUCUCUAAUUUUCUUUUAUUUCUUAAACAUUUCUGACUGUUAAAAACUAUUUUCAUUUGUGAAAGCCUUUGGCAAUGAUGUACCAGCUUCAUAAUAAAGAUGAAUAACAUUGCAGUUCCUAUGAAGAUCAAUAAACAUCUUGUUGGGUUUGUUGUA
This is a messenger RNA of Anolis carolinensis (green anole), 1888 nucleotides long. It is a transcript of the gene fars2, whose product is annotated as phenylalanyl-tRNA synthetase 2, mitochondrial. Gene Ontology annotation, molecular function: phenylalanine-tRNA ligase activity; tRNA binding; ATP binding. The coding region runs from base 359 to 1717 and encodes 452 amino acids. The record is from RefSeq and is a predicted model, not a curated record. NCBI's taxonomy places the organism in Eukaryota, Metazoa, Chordata, Lepidosauria, Squamata, Anolidae. Gene Ontology annotation, cellular component: mitochondrion; cytoplasm. Gene Ontology annotation, biological process: phenylalanyl-tRNA aminoacylation. The transcript is spliced from 8 exons.